GGAGUCCAUCAGCAACAACAGCUCAGCGCCACUACCACCACACGCCUGCACGACACAGCAGUCGUAUUCCUCCGACAAACAGCCUUCACCAGUUGAACCUCGGCGGCAAUUACAACGCACCCUCGGCAAUACAUACCUCGACAGGAGCAGUAGCACGUCAUCAUCACCGGCUCCCCGAAGAAGAAAUGGCUAAGAACACAAGACCGGCGUGCCGUCAUCCAGACUGUACCAAGCAGGCAAUAUUUGGUGCGCCGGGCAAGAAACCCGAGUUCUGCAGCCAUCACGUCCAGGACGACACUAUGGUCGACAGAAAGAACCCCAGGUGCGGUCACCAAGGGUGCGGCAAGGUGGCGUCGUUCGGCGUGGCGGGCAGCACGAAACGCGAGUUCUGCGGCCGGCACGCUCCCCGCUCUACCAUGGUGAACCUCGUCAACGUUUCGAGGUGUGGUCACCCGGGCUGUGGCAAGUACCCGUCGUACGGCGUCGAAGGUAGCAAACAGGCUCAGUUCUGCUCGGCGCACGCGCCUGAAGGGAUGACUAACGUUCGUUCGAAGAGAUGCAGCCAUCAAGGCUGCACCAAGCAGCCGUCGUACGGCGCCCGGGGAACAAAUAAGGCAGAGUUCUGCCUUCUUCACGCUUCCCCGGGGAUGGUCGACGUGUCCAGCAGGAAGUGCAGUCAACCAGGGUGCACAAAGCAUCCGUCAUUUGGUGUAGACGGUGACAACAGAGCCAGGUUCUGCCUCAAUCACGCUUCGCCGGGGAUGGUCAACGUCGUUCGCAGGCGAUGCAAGACCCAAGGAUGCAUGGCGAAACCGUCGCAUGGGGCCGAAAGCACCAAACGGGGUGAAUUCUGCCGCCGGCACGCGCCGCCGGGUAUGGUCAACGUUGUUUCCAGACGAUGCGAGCACUCCGGGUGCUCCACUCUCGCCUCGUUCGGCACCGAGGGUAGCAAAACGCCUCGGUUCUGCAAGCGGCACGCGCCGCAGGGGACAUUCAACGUGUCCAAGAAUAGGUGCAGGCACCAAGACUGUUGGAAAGAAGCGUCGUAUGGCGAGCCAGGGAACAGCCUCAGGGUCUUCUGCGCUCUCCACCGUACAGCCGGCUCGGUGGUUUUGAAAACGUUGAAGAAGAGGGCCGGCGGGUGUAAGCGUGGGAGCUCGGCAGGGAACGGCGAAAUUAAGCUAGAGCAAGGUGCCAUCCUUUCAGCCGACGACCCCGCUGCGGUAGCGGAACCCUUCGUGGGCUUCGUCACAAAACGAAGGAGACUGAACGGACUCGCCGCAAGUUUGGCUCCAGGCGAGACAAGAGCAGCGGGAGAAGGAGGGGUUGAGCGGCAGCAGCCCAGAAUCUCCGAGCAACGCAUACCGGCGGACUCUCCUCCGACAAACACCACGAUUCGUCACACCAGUGACUACACCCGAGGGUGUGAAUGUGAACGUGAUCAGGGGAUUUACCGACGAAUGCUUGUGAGGAUGACGCUGCUCGCCCCCGAGCCGAUCGACUUCGACGACACCUGGGUUCUCCUGGAGUCGUCUCUCAUCACGAUUCUCCAGGACCCGGGGCAGGGAUUCCCCAAUGACCUCUGGAUAUCUCUGUACACCGGCGUGUACAAGCUGUGCACCAAGCCCAUGGAUCCUCAACACAGUAAACUUUACGCCCGACUAAAGGUGGCGGGUGUCGCCUGCGUUGAAAUUUCCUCCGUCGAAGCUGCGACCCGUGUACAUUCACCCAAGAACAGAGGCCUAUGGCUACCCACCGUGCAGCGGUAACGCCGCGACGGCAAAUGGCGACCCAUAAGCAGUACGAGCAGUGGGCUAACAACAGCGUUCGAUCCCCCACCACGCCAGAAGUUCGCGUACAACAAGCGCCAUACACCCUGCGUGUAGCUCCACUGCUGUAGGCCUUGACACAACCGAACGCCAUACUUCACGUAGAUCCACCUUACACAUACACAAUAAAGCGUAUGUUUCUACCCCGCACCGCCCCCCCCCCCGUUCUAGACUUAAGUGGAUUGGCGCUGUUGGCAAAGCGCUGUAAAACACGCCACCCCAAAUAUAGCCUCCAUAGUAUGCGCUACCAAAGACGCGUGACGCAUGGACGAGUGGAGUGAGUAUAGCUGUUUACGGAAACCUCACAGGUCGAGUAAUGUAGGAGAUUGCCGGACACAUAGACGUGUUGAGUGAUUAUAGCUGUAUACUGAAACCUCAAGAGUUGGNCACGCCACCCCAAAUAUAGCCUCCAUAGUAUGCGCUACCAAAGACGCGUGACGCAUGGACGAGUGGAGUGAGUAUAGCUGUUUACGGAAACCUCACAGGUCGAGUAAUGUAGGAGAUUGCCGGACACAUAGACGUGUUGAGUGAUUAUAGCUGUAUACUGAAACCUCAAGAGUUGGGUGAGGUUUGAGAUUGCCAGACACAUGGACGGGUUAAGUGGGGAUAGCUGCAUACUGAAACCUCACAGAUGCACUGGUUUUUGUGUUUGCCAGACACAUAGACGCGUUGAGUAGGGAUAGCUGCAUACUGAAACCUCACAGAUGGAUUGGUUUUUGUGUUUGCCAGACACAUAGACGCGCUGAGUGGCGAUAGCUACAUACUGAAACCUCACGAGUUGAGUGAUGUUGGAUAGUGCCAGACACGUUGACGCUUUGAGUGAGGAACGACAGAUACUGAGACCUCACGGGUUGAUUUGUAUUGGAGAUUGCCGGACACAUAGACGCGUUGAGUGGGGAUAGCUGUAUACUGAAAAUCCACCG
Messenger RNA from Ectocarpus sp. CCAP 1310/34, 2752 nucleotides. Lineage: Eukaryota; Phaeophyceae; Ectocarpales; Ectocarpaceae. The record is from the annotation of a GenBank genome assembly.